Molecule: messenger RNA, 1530 nt
Organism: Bursaphelenchus xylophilus (pine wood nematode)
Lineage: Eukaryota; Metazoa; Nematoda; Chromadorea; Rhabditida; Aphelenchoididae
Source: the annotation of a GenBank genome assembly
AUGUCCAGCAGGUCGUUUAAUCGUAAGUUCAUUUCAUGGGCAAGAAUGGACACUGGUCAUUUCUUGAUUUUAUUUCUCUUUACCAUAAAACGCGGGAAAAUGGCAAGGAGAAGAUUGCGAUUUGGCUGACCCGGGUCUUUUGAGGUUUAUAGCCAACAAUUAGAAUCCAUUCUUGCAUCUCUGACCAGGCUCAAUUAUUUUUUCGUGCUUUAACUUCAGUCAGAUGGAACCAUAUUUUAUUUUAGACACGAUAAGGCGGCCGAUGAAAAGGAUGAGCACAUCAGCAGUCUUCGAGAACGAUGAGAACGUCUCCCCAACAUGUAAAGAACCUAAAACAAUAAAACGGAAGAGGCCGGUAGCCUCGAGGAGUAUGCCGUCUAUUUUGAAUACAUCUCAAGAAUUCGGAACGCCAGAAACUUUUUGGGAUGUUCUGAUUGAGAAGGACCAGGAAUGCAAGGCGUCUCCCGUUGCCUUUAGUCAGCAUCCCAACCUAAAACCGCAUAUGAGGGUGAUGUUAUAUGAUUGGAUUAUGAGUGUAGGCGUAAUUUCCAAAGUGAAAAUUUUUAUAGGUAUGUGCCGAACUUAUGUUACACCGGGAAACCUUUCAUUUGGCAAUUUCCCUUAUUGACCGGUAUCUUUCGAAGGUGCCAAAGCUUCAAAAUCCUGAUUAUAAGAUCCAAGUCAGCAAUCUCCAACUCUUAGGCAUCUCUUGUCUUCUCAUCGCUGCUAAAGUCGAGGUUUGUAGUCGGGUUUUUAUAUUUUUUUAUCAUAUCCAUUUCAGGAGAUAUACCCACCAAAAGUACAAGCCUUAGCGGACUUCACUGAUGGUGCUUGUACACCUGUUAAAAUGAAAGCAAUGGAGGAGAUCAUAUUAGAGGUUUUGGAAUGGAAUUGCACCUAUAUGACAUCAAUACAAUGGCUCGCGUUUUACAUGCAACUGAUGUGUAAACAAGGUGAGAAAGAGACUGCGGGCCCCGUAUUAAUGUCAUUUUAGACCUUCUCAUUUCACGGUCAUCGUCACGAGCCAGCACUUCGUUCGACCCUUUCCUUCAUGAUGACUGCCUGGUCGAAGAAUCGUUUACUCUCCCGGUUUUGGCCCGAGACGAUUUUGUUGAAUGUGCCAGAGUUCUCGAUCUCUGCAUGACCAAUGUUUGUUACAUGAACUUCACAUAUAGUGAGUUAGCUGCUGCUGUUGUUCUCUAUGCCUUUGAACCGACAGAAGCGGUUGAGAAAAUAAUUGGUGAGUUUUCUCACCAUUAAAUUAACUUUUUGAUACGAUCCUAUACGACCCUAGUUGUUUCAGGAUAUACGCAAGACCAAUUAUCGGAUGUCCUUCGGUUUAUGGAACCGUACAUUAAAGAAGGAAAAGCAGAGGAUCGCCCCGGUAUAGUCAUUCCCGAUCUUCCCAAAAUUGGUCUUCACGAUCUUCAUAACAUUCAAACUGCCAUCAAACGUCUCGACGAGCUUGUAGAACGCCUCGAGAAAAGACAUGUUUUAGCGAGUAAUAAUUCUUCUAACCUGGUGGGAUGA